This is a messenger RNA of Drosophila willistoni, 1064 nucleotides long. RefSeq lists its product as uncharacterized. The record is from RefSeq and is a predicted model, not a curated record. Bases 52 to 861 code for a protein of 269 amino acids. Gene Ontology annotation, biological process: regulation of tube size, open tracheal system; septate junction assembly. Gene Ontology annotation, cellular component: membrane; septate junction. The transcript has 2 exons. Lineage: Eukaryota; Metazoa; Arthropoda; Insecta; Diptera; Drosophilidae.
AUCGAUAGUUUGUAAAGGGCGUGUACAGCGAUAGUCACAAACGCUAACGAAAUGGGGUUGUCGAAUCGCAACACAAAGGUCGCCCUAGGCAUAUCGGUCUUUUCGUUUUUACUCUUUCUAAUUGCCUUCGCAACGCCCUACUGGCUGGUGACUGAUGGACGCCUGCAGAACCCCAAAUUCACAAACCUGGGACUGUGGACAGUGUGCUUCAAUAACUUCCAGGAUAUCCAUCGUUUCUAUGACAUCCGAUUUACUGGUUGCAUGUGGGUUUUCGAGGAGGAGUACUACAUUAUACAUGAUUUCCUGCUGCCAGGAUUUUAUAUAGCUGUGCAAUUGUUUGCUACCUUGUGUUUUGUCAUGUGCCUCAUUGCACUGCCCUUUACGCUGGCCUUUUUGCGCACUUCACGAGACGAUGAUCGCUAUGUUUUUCUGCUGCUCACCAUUGGCACCUGUCAAGUCCUGGCGUCAAUAUUUGGAUUUAUUGCAGUGGUCAUCUUUGGUGCCAAAGGGGACUCGCGAGACUGGAUGCCAGGUUGGCAGACCAAUGACAUGGGUUGGUCCUUUGCUUUCGGCGUCGUUGGUGCCGUCAUGUUGUUGCCCGCUGGCAUUCUAUACAUGGUGGAGGCGCGCCGAGAAAGAUACAAGCGACUGAACGAGAUCAGCAACAGGGAGGUGAGCGAGUAUGGCGAUGACUAUUAUCAGCAUCAGGCCGCAGUGGCUGCUGCUGCAUCUGCAGGCCCGUCGCCAUCGGCACCCUCUCCUCCACCUCAAUCAUACUUUGCUCCUGAACCAAGCCGCCCCCGUCGUCCUCAGCCAGGUCGCCCUGCUCCUCAACCACAAGGCAUCCAAACAGAUAUUUAAAAAUAUUAUUGUUACAUCCCGUCCAUUUUACAUUCAGUUGAUUUAGAUUAAGCUUGAAACUUGUCUCGAAUAUUGAUGACGAACGAACUAAAAUAUCCACAUGACAUAUCGAAUCUGCAAGUGCACUUAGUUUUAGACUAUAAUCUCCGUCCAUUCCCGAAUCUAAUAAUUAAAUAGACUAUGUAUUCCAUUUUUUAUACACA